CGCCCUAAUCUUAUCCCAUCCGCCCGCUGCGACCUUUUACUUCCGUUUUCCCAUGCUCCAUUAACCUCUUCUAUCCCCUCCACGACUCGGUUUACCGCCCUCAUUUUGCUUGUUGGAUCACUGUAGCAUAACGCGCGACACAUAUCUAUCCCCAUUCCCUUCUACCAUGUCCACGAUUCCCGCUCCAACCGCCGCCGCCGCCCAAGAAGAAUGGCCUGACGCAGACUUUGAUCUUCCGGAAGGUCAAUCAAUACAUACUGUCAGCAAAGAUGAAGAAGAUGAGGAUUGGGACCUAGAAAUGGAUCUUGGACAUACUGGAGGCGCCCAAAUCCAUUGUCCGUUUCCUUCCCACCCUGAUCCCUCUGGGACUUCCACGCAGAUGCGUAUCAUACGACCGCUGUCGUCGUUACAGGACUUCGACGAUGAUGACGACGACAAUGAUGACGAUGAAGAGGGUGCAUCGACAAUCAAAUUUGCUGCUGUGCCCAAACCGAAGCCCGUCGUCCCGCCCACACGGUUGUCCGACGAAAAUGACUUCGAAGAUGCAUUCUCACUUCCUUCUGGCAUCACCCGGCUUUCAUUAGCGCCCUUGACUCUCAACCACCGCGCCUCCAAAACUUCGCUAGAAUGGGGAGACAAAGACCAAACUACAUCCUCGCAGUCCUCGGACGCCUACUCUACUCUAGGAUUUGCCGAUACUUCUCCAUCGUCCAACUCUACCUCUUCUGUGUCUACUCCAGGAACGGAAACAGAAGAGGACGAUGACGAUGAAGGAGACCUUGAAGGCCUCAUCAUCCCUGCGGAUUUAGGCCGACGCCACUUCACCUCGAUCCUGAACAAGAAGAAAACGGCGGUCAUGAUGGAUAACCAAGUCAAGGUGGCUAGUCCUGAUCCAGAUGAUGAUUUUGAAAUGGGACUAGUCAUUGACGAUAAUGUCGAUUUCAGUCCUAGUCGCCUGCUGAAGCCUCAGCGCUCGCCGUUACUGCGGUCGGCCAACCGAAGCAGCAGCUUGCUCCUUCAAAAGGCACCGAGGCUGCCAUCACGAGUGAAUCGUGCCAAGUCUCCCGUCAAUCAUCCUCCAGUUUCUUCUGCACGGCAACUUCAGAAGCUAAGGCUCUCCCCUUCACCUCCACUCCAAACCCCGGCAAGGACACAAACUUUUCAGUCAUUUUCCCCUAAGCCAUCAUCAACACUGCCUGUGAAAACUGGCAGUCUACGAGGUCAGAAGUCUCACACAGGCCUUGCCCCUGCCGCCGCCGCCACGCCCGUGAGAAGGUUAGCGAGGAAGGCAUCUCUGUCUUCUCUUAUGGAAUCAGGCGCCCAAGCGUCUGCACCCUCAUCACCUGCACCUAAAGGCACGCGCUACGGAGAAUCGACAGCUGCGUCGCGUGCCAAAUCUCACAAGGCAUCCACGAGUCAGUGCCGGGAUUACGAGGUGCCACCUACGCGCCCUUCCACACCUUCCUCUAGCACUGCCGCGCUUCGUCUAACCAUACCCACCAUAGGGCGCCUCAAGUCGCGUCCUGCGCUCUCUGCCUUAUUUGGCCGCUCACCGUCUCCGAGAGCUCAGUCACCCUUCCGGACAUCAUCGCCCGCUCCCGCACGGCCUCCGUCUAACCUGUCCAAGUCAACUCGGACAAUACCGCCACAGUUAGUCCCCAAGGUGCUCCGCAAACCAAAGCGUCAAUGCGUUUAUGGAGAUGGGACUGAGCUUGACGCGAUUGCAGACUUGCCCACUGAUCGGGAUAAAGAGAGUCGCUUUCGUGUUCAACCUAAAGGUUACGGAAACCGCAUUGCCGCCGCCAGCUUCUCGCCGACGAAGCUCGCAGAUAAGAGCGCUAUUCGUAAAAAGGGACGCCGUGAACCGUCGGAUUCCACUGCACCUUCUGCGUUUGCUUCAUUGUCAAAGCGUCGGAGCAGAUCCGAAUUAGCUCAGAAGCCCCAGUCUCCCAAGAAAAAACGGAAAAACUUGACGCCUUCAACUGAACCCAAGAAGCCUACCCUAAUACGGAAUUUGGGCGGCACGAGUGCGCCUAAAGUUGUUGGUGACAUGAAAUGGAACCCUCAGACUCUUCGGUGGGAAGGAAACGAGCAAGUCUUGAAGGACUUUGACGUUGCCUUCACGCGACCAGCUCUCAUUACACAUCUUACCGGCUCAUCCCUUGGGUCCCCCGCCCCUUCGUAUGCUUCAGGUGCGCGGAUAGUGGGAAACAUGAUAUUUGAUCCAGCACGUAUGUGUUGGAUAUCAACAUUACCGCCUGAAGACGAGGAGCCGGAUGUGUUCGCUAACCUGGCGGACGAUGAAGAAGAGGGUGAUGGAUGGGAAACCAAGGGUGGUACCAUCAAAGCCGUUAUUUCUGUCUCAGAGACGUCCAUGGCAGCAUCGAGUGUCAAUGGAUCUUCGGUGGCCUCGGCUCCAACCUCCGGACGUUGUCGUGCACGAGCUGCAUCGGAAGCUGAUAGCGAGCGCUUUUCAAGAGCGUCGAUGGUGUGUGAUAUCGACGGACACUUUGUACAAAAGUGUCGCGAGGCAGAAACACGGCAUCAUUCAGAAAUGAAGGGCUGGAAGAGUACCUUGUCGCGACAGGACACCUUCACCGAGCCGGACCGCUCAUUCCUUUACGAUAUUAGGACGUUGGCGACUCGCAAAUAUUAACCAUCUGUAGCAUCAUGUCUAUAUCCCAUGCGUUUGACUUUGUUUAUUUUGGUAUCAUUUGCAUUGACUUGUUGUUUUUCCUUCAUUUCCAUUCCUUUGAUAUGUUUCUGUAUAACUUAUACCUUUUCUUUCUUGUUUUGCUUAAUGCCCCAACAUGUAACGCUCUCUAUGAUAUAUUACUAAACAAAUGUAUCUUUCAACCUGCCAUUUCUCAGAAUAUCGACUGAAAGUUGAUUUCCUCACUUCCCUUAAUGGUGGACGUUGUAUCGGCAUUCCGGACUAGUCUCAGUCUAGGAUUUGAUCGGGGGUUGA
Molecule: messenger RNA, 2968 nt
Organism: Desarmillaria tabescens
Lineage: Eukaryota; Fungi; Basidiomycota; Agaricomycetes; Agaricales; Physalacriaceae
Exons: 3
Coding region: 167-2656 (829 amino acids)
Biological process (GO): regulation of Ras protein signal transduction; mitotic spindle orientation checkpoint signaling
Cellular component (GO): mitotic spindle pole body; SIN/MEN two-component GAP complex
Molecular function (GO): GTPase activator activity
Source: RefSeq, a predicted model, not a curated record